GACAAGUGACACGACCAAUCGAAUAAUAACAACCACCUGGCAGCGCCACUCACAACAGCUGUUCAAUUACAGUUUAUUCGGCAAUCACAUAAUCCGAUGUCUGGAACAAAAGUACUUCGAUCCUUGCUGCACGAGCUGCGGCAAAGUGCUGCUGAUCCCGGCGCUGUUAAAAACUCUCUGGCCGCCCGCUACAUUAUGGCACAGUACAAGAAAUUCGAAACAACUGAUCAACAAUUGUGCAAAGCCCGCAACGAGGCCAUCUUUCUGGGACAGACAUAUUUAACAUAUUUGAGCAGUCUGCGGAAAUACAAUGAGAUUUACCAGGAGUACCAUGGACGUGGCGAGCGCACGGUGAAGGAAACCGCGGACAUGGUGGGCUUUAAAUUGCCCACAGAUCCCAAGUGAAAGUGAUACUAUCCAUGUAGAUCCAAGAUUAUGCUUAAUAAAUACGCAGAUUUUCCUGCAAAUAUAA
Messenger RNA from Drosophila innubila, 472 nucleotides. RefSeq names its product protein FMC1 homolog. The coding region runs from base 97 to 405 and encodes 102 amino acids. The transcript is spliced from 2 exons. Gene Ontology annotation, cellular component: mitochondrion. The record is from RefSeq and is a predicted model, not a curated record. NCBI's taxonomy places the organism in Eukaryota, Metazoa, Arthropoda, Insecta, Diptera, Drosophilidae.